AUGGAACUUAACUGUAUGAUGACCGAGAUCGACGCGAUCGAAUCCGAGUCCACCAAGAACACACAUCGAUCGGGAAAUCUGACGGAGGUGUUCGACGUCUCUUACAUGAUACGUGGAAAGCUGCUUGAAGGACUAUCCUCUGUACUCCUCACAUCCCAUACCUGUACAGACUUCGAUAUCAAACACCAAUUGUCUACUGCGAAGGGUAUGGUCAACGCCGAUCGAAUGCGUCAAUUGUUAGAACAGGCAGAAGACAGCCACCGACACUUCUCGAUUGAGUUUCCUACCUGGGCGCUUACGGCUGCAUCUCCAUUGUUCAAGCAGUGUCAUGAGGCGCAGCCAGGGUUAAGCGCGAUCCCGGUUAAACUAGGUAAUCUCCUGCCCGGCUACGUUAUGUGCGUCUUGGACUGGUAUGGGCACGCCUUGCAGAACAAGCACUGGAACGAUUUCCUCCCAGAAAGUCCCUCUGUCGAUGGUCACGACAAAUGGUACUGGGUGUACUGCUAUGCGGCGAUGCGCGUGCUCGGUUUGAACGACUUUGCAGCACAACUUCAGAUGUUCAUCGAGAGCAUUAUUGAUGAUCUUGCCACAAACAUCAGCAACUAUGCGCAUCUACUUAACACUCUGAGGGCAGACGACCCGAUCAUGUUUCAGCUGGCUUGGUACACUGUUAUGAAUUUGCAACAGCCGUCACCACAUCUCACCCAAUUAGACUGCGAGACACUGGCAGAACACUUCCCACAGUUCGCAGGUCUGGUCAACACGAUUCUCCAAGCGCACUGA
Messenger RNA from Parastagonospora nodorum SN15, 783 nucleotides. RefSeq lists its product as hypothetical. The transcript has a single exon. Bases 1 to 783 code for a protein of 260 amino acids. Lineage: Eukaryota; Fungi; Ascomycota; Dothideomycetes; Pleosporales; Phaeosphaeriaceae. The record is from RefSeq and is a predicted model, not a curated record.